AUGGUUAACUUUUUGAUCGCUUUAAUUGUUUUAAUGGUCUCCUUAUCGGAGGCUGCUACUUAUUCAAAUAACUUCAAAAGAGCUGAUAUUUGCACAAAUGUUUUCCUCUCGGCAGUCCAUAAUAAGGAUAUUAAGGGUGAUAUCACAUUCUAUCAGGACUCUAAAGGUGCGGUAUGGAUUACUGGUACGUACCAAUGGGGAUUUCAGAGCCCAGAAACUUGGACUUACGAUUGGACUAUUCAAAACGGGUGCAGAAAUGUCAUUUUUAAUAUCACCCCUUAUCUCCAUACGGAAUAUGCUAUGAAUAGUGAUUGCAAUGGUUAUCCUUCCGAUAAUAAAAAAUUAAGUUAUAAAAAUAGAGGUCUUCUUUAUAAAAGAAUAGAUAAAGUAGAUACAUGUGAAAUUGGAGGAUGGGGAACUAAGCCAUGGGUAGUUAAGGUCGAAGGAUUGACCUGGGAUUGCAAUAAUGAAGGGUUUAAACAUCAAACUUGUGAUCAAGACUUUUAUCAAGACAACUUUACCUGUGAUAAUUCUCCUGGACGACUUAGUGGUCAAGGUUCAGGAACUGGCACGUAUUUAGUCAUUAAUGGAGAAAGUAAUUCAGGAAGUUCAAGUAUUACAUCUAGUGCUGCAAUUGCUAUCGUUAACGGCGAAGGAAUUUACAAAAAAUUGUCAAAUAACCAAACUUCUGCUAUGGGAGAGCCUUCAGGAACACAACAGCAAAAUAAAGCUACAGUAACACAGCAGCAACAAAAUCCUAAAGAAACUCAACAAGAACAAAAACCUAAAGAAACGCAACAGGAACAAAAACCUAACGAAACGCAACAGGAACAAAAACCUAAAGAAACGCAACAGGUCCAGAAACCUAAAGAAACGCAACAGGUCCAGAAACCUAAAGAAACGCAACAGGUCCAGAAACCUAAAGAAACGCAAAAGGAACAAAAUUCACCACAAAAGCCUUCGGUAGCACAAGGACAGCAACCACAAAAAACUACGUGA
Dentiscutata heterogama is the source of this 999-nucleotide messenger RNA. Lineage: Eukaryota; Fungi; Glomeromycota; Glomeromycetes; Diversisporales; Gigasporaceae. The record is from the annotation of a GenBank genome assembly.